Molecule: messenger RNA, 1112 nt
Organism: Anopheles merus
Lineage: Eukaryota; Metazoa; Arthropoda; Insecta; Diptera; Culicidae
Exons: 5
Coding region: 222-1112 (296 amino acids)
Source: RefSeq, a predicted model, not a curated record
UGCCGUCGCUUAUCGGCGGUGGCAUCUUGUGCGAAAAAAACAACACAAACCGACACACAGAGUGAGCAGCUUGCCGUCUCUCUCGACGUGUCUGUCGUGUCGGCGGUGUGAUCGGUAAUGGAGUGCAUACAUUAAAGAAAUUGGGUUUUCGGAGCAAAAUCCUUGUCUAAACACCAGCAAUUCUAGUUCCUUUACGUGUGAAAGCAUAAAUCUAGACAGAAAUGUUUUCAGUUUUAGUGCACAAACUUCCAGCGAUGCUGAUCGUUGCCGUUUUGCUGAUCUCGGGAGCCACAAACGCUUUGGGCCGAUGUCCGGUGCCCACCAAACACUACACGACCCUCGGGUGCGAACCGGCGGCCGAGCAAAACGCACAGGGCUGCCCACUAUGGUUCAACUGUUCGAUGCUGGAACGGCGCGCCCAUGAUAAGUGUUAUCUGUUCGGCAAAACGUACGAACUGCACGCGCACGUCCCGGACGAGAAGGUGAAAUCGUCCUGCCUGGCCCUGUGCACAUGCCAAAUGAACUCACGGCGCGCCGUUGCCGAAUUCCACUGCGCCCACAUCGACUGUCCGGAGUUCCUGUCGCCGCACCGGGCCGGCUGUGUGCGCCAGUACCGCACGAACGAUUGCUGCUCGUCCCGGCAGGCGUGCGGCGAGAAGCGCACCAAUCUGCCCCGCUGUACGGUGGGCGCGGUGACGUACUACGAGGGCGAACGGAUGCAGCUGCCGGACGACCCGUGCCAGACGUGCAUCUGUACGCAGCAUUUCAACGCGAGCGACCCACACGGCCACACGAAAUGCUACACGAACGCGUGUGCGUUCGAGCUGAUAGCGCCGUCGGUGCUGGCGCACGGUGCGGCCCCGGUCUACUACGGCAAUCGGUGCUGCCCGUGGGAGUGGCGACUGCCAAAAGCAAGCGAUCGUAUCCGGCGGGACGUGGGAACGGAGAGCUCAAACGCUUUGGAAGAGUGGACGGUUCGAGACAGCUGCACGUACGGUAACUUGACGCUGAGCGUAGGGGAGUCACUGGUGGCGGAUGUGACGCCGGUCGGCAUUUACCAGUGCUUCUGUGCCAUCCCCCCGAUGGUCCACUGUACCUUAACGGCAAACUAA